AUGCGGUUCGGUUUGGGUGCUGCUGCCGUCUGCCUGCUGGCCGCCGCGGCCUCGGCCGUCAGCACCACCGGCAACAGACUGCUCGUGGUUCUCGACGAGCUGGCCGACAAGGAAAACUACGGGCGAUUCUUUGCAGACUUGACGAAGCGAGGCUUCGCAAUCACCUACGAGACACCGAGAAGCGAGCAUGUGAAGCUGUUCGAUCUGGGGGCGAGGACGUACGACCACUUGAUCUUGCUGCCCGCCAAGAUGAAGGCUCUUGGCCCCAACCUGACGCCGAAUAUCCUCGUCGACUUUAUCAACGCCAACGGCAAUAUCCUCGUCACGCUGUCGUCCAAGACGCCCGCGUCGUCGUCGCUUACUGCCCUCCUUGCCGAGGUGGACAUUACGCUGCCCGCCGAGCGGACCGGCACCGUCGUCGACCACUUCAACUACGACGCCGUGUCGGCCCCCGACGCCCACGACGUGCUCGUGCUCGACCCUCCGGCCAACGUGCGUCCCGGCCUGAAGACGUACUUUGAGGUUCCGGGGCCGGUCUCGUUCCCUCACGGUUGCGGGCAUGCGCUCGGUCCGGGGGCUCUGCUGACGCCCGUUCUGCGUGCGCCCUCCACUGCGUACAGCUGCAACCCCGCUGACCAGGGUGGCGUCGUCGACCCGGAGGACUUGUUCGCCGCCGGCGCGCAGCUUGCCCUGGUGUCUGUCUUCCAGGCUCGCAACUCGGCCCGGCUGGCCGUGGUGGGCUCUGCGGAGAUGCUGCAGGACAAGUGGCUGGACGCCGAGGUCUCCCGCCCGGACGGCCCGAGGACCAAGACUGCGAACCGGGAGUUUGCCAAGAGAGUCUCGGGCUGGACGUUCCAGGAGAUGGGGGUCCUGAGGGUCGACGGCGUGGAGCAUCGGCUCAAGGGUGACAAUGCCACCAACCCGGAGAUAUACCGCAUCAAGACCGAUGUCUCCUACAAGAUUGCUCUGUCCGAGUAUUCAUGGGACGCCUGGCACCCCUUCACCCUCCCUGCUGGCGAUGAGCUCCAGCUCGAAUUCUCCAUGCUCUCGCCGUUCCACCGCCUGAACUUGAAGCCCGUCGCAGCGACCACGGGCGCCGCCACCGUCUACGGCACGACAUUCACGCUGCCGGACCAGCACGGCAUCUUCAACUUCAAGGUCAACUACAAGCGCCCGUUCCUGACCAACAUCGAGGAGAAGAACACUGUGAGCGUGCGCCACAUUGCGCACGACGAGUGGCCCCGAAGCUAUGUCAUCUCCGGAGCUUGGCCGUGGAUUUCGGGCAUUGCCGCGACGGUGUCUGGAUUCCUGGGAUUCUGCGCCAUCUGGAUGUACAGUAAGCCGGUUGACGAGAAGAGCAAGACCAAAUAG
Molecule: messenger RNA, 1371 nt
Organism: Ustilaginoidea virens
Lineage: Eukaryota; Fungi; Ascomycota; Sordariomycetes; Hypocreales; Clavicipitaceae
Exons: 4
Coding region: 1-1371 (456 amino acids)
Cellular component (GO): oligosaccharyltransferase complex; endoplasmic reticulum membrane
Source: RefSeq, a predicted model, not a curated record